Molecule: messenger RNA, 398 nt
Organism: Medioppia subpectinata
Lineage: Eukaryota; Metazoa; Arthropoda; Arachnida; Sarcoptiformes; Oppiidae
Source: the annotation of a GenBank genome assembly
UCAUGCCAACUGCCAAACAAGAGAUCAUUAUAAAGGGAGCGCCGGUACCGUCCGGUGCCUUCUCGCAGGCUAUCAGAGCCGGUGAUUUCGUAUUCGUUUCGGGCCAGACAUCGGUGGACAUGACUACUGGCCGUCCGAUUGAUACCGAUAUUUAUGGUCAAACGGAAAGGGCGUUCAAAAAUAUCGUUUCAGUGGCGGAAAGCGCCGGCGGAUCAGCCAAUAGUAUCGUAAAAAUGGGUAUUUUCACAACAAAUCUAACCAAACAAACGCCUCACAUAAAUACGGCAAUUGAUAAGUGGAUCGGUCAGCCCUACCCCACCCGUACCACUGUAUCCGUUUACAGUGUUACCGCUGUUGGCAAUAUUGUUGCCGAUGCGAUAUUAUAUUUGCCUCAAAAA